AUGCCGAAUGAUGACGGAGAAAACGAUUCGGCUGGGGAAAGGUAAGUUAAGAAGUCGCUUCGAGAUCAACUGACGACAUUCAGAAGCGAGGUGGCCGUCGUCGUGCUCGGCGAUAUCGGCCGGAGCCCUCGGAUGUGCAAUCACGCGAAAAUGCUCGCCGACGAAGGAUUCGACGUGAAAAUCAUCGGAUUCUACGAUUCGAUUCCCGGUGAAGUGAUCACCGACCAUCCGCGAAUUAAGUGAGAUUCAGAAUCGAUGAAAAGCAAUUUAAAUCCCCCAUUUCUUCUCAGAAUUGUCGGAAUUCUACCGCCGCCGGACAUGAAAUCAGUUCCUGCGAUCAUCCAGUUGCCAAUCAAACUCAUCUGGAACUUUUUCACUUUGAUCUUCGCUCUCACCUUCCAGUGAGCCUACCUUAAUCAUCCGGCACCCUUCAUUAUUUCGUUGCAGGACGAGUUCCUUCCGUCUGCGGAUCAUCCUCAUGCAGAAUCCACCGGCUCUUCCCACAAUGCUUGUCUGCUACCUGGUUUCCCGACUGAAAUGCGCCAAUUUCACGAUCGACUGGCACAAUUACAUGUACUCGAUCCUCAAGGACAAGUACAAUUUGAACGACAAGCAGCUGAAGGAAAAUUCUCGCAAAGCACGGUGAGGAUACGAAUUCUCUUUCGUCAAAACCUACCUGUGAUCACAGAAUCGUCCGAUGCGUUUCUUUCCUCGAAGGACUUUGUGGCCGACUCUCCGAUCACAACUUGUGCGUCACCGAAGCGAUGCGAGCGGACCUGAUUGAAAGAUGGGGAGUGAAAGCGACCACGUUCUACGACAGACCGCCCACGUGGACGUUCAAGUACGUUUAAGAUACCGAAGAAGGAGAUGGCUUUAAUUUUCAGAGAAACGACACUAGAGACAGUGCACGAGUUGUACUGGAGACUCUCACAAACUGAGGACAUUCUGAAGGGAGAAGGAACGGAAGGAACUGUUCUGACCCGCCGGGACCCAGACGGCUUACCGAUCCUCCAACACAAUCGCCCCCUCGUACUGCUCUCUUCCACUUCUUGGACUCCGGAUGAAAAGUUUGAAAUACUUCUGGACGCCCUCGUGGAAUACGAUGAACUCGCCACGGACUCUUCGAAGAAUCUCCCUCGCAUUCUGAUGAUUAUCACUGGAAAAGGGCCUCUGAAGACUUCCUAUCUGGAGGAGAUCCAACGCAAAAAUCUCGGAAAAGUGGACGUGCUGACACCUUGGCUCGAAGCAGAAGACUAUCCAACUAUUCUCGCAUCGGCGGAUCUCGGAAUCUCCCUGCACACGAGUACUUCUGGAGUGGAUCUUCCGAUGAAAGUGGUCGAUAUGUUCGGAGCGAAGGUGCCGGUGUUGGCCAAAAGAUUCAAGUGCAUCGAUGAGCUUGUCAAGGUAGAAAUGGUAGUUUAGAAUAGUUCGAAUCUCUUUUUAUUUUCAGGAGAACACCAACGGUUAUCUGUUCGAUGAUUCGGAGCAACUGGCUCGUCAGAUUUGCGAAUUGUCGCGUGGAUUUCCUUCAAAUUGUCCGGAACUCAACCGCCUCAAACGCAACAUGCACGAGUGGGAAUUCGAAUCCUGGGAAGUGAUGUGGAAGAGAAGUGCAGCACCCGGAGCACAACUCACUCUUCCCGAUGACAACGGAGCCGCCAAGCUGAGAGCAACUGCCCAAGUGCUCUUCCUGGUUAUCAUGGCAAUAAUGCCGAUUCAUCUCGCAAUGGGAACAUUCCUUUAA
Caenorhabditis sp. 36 PRJEB53466 is the source of this 1744-nucleotide messenger RNA. Lineage: Eukaryota; Metazoa; Nematoda; Chromadorea; Rhabditida; Rhabditidae. The record is from the annotation of a GenBank genome assembly.